Messenger RNA from Cladophialophora psammophila CBS 110553, 885 nucleotides. RefSeq lists its product as uncharacterized. Bases 1 to 885 code for a protein of 294 amino acids. NCBI's taxonomy places the organism in Eukaryota, Fungi, Ascomycota, Eurotiomycetes, Chaetothyriales, Herpotrichiellaceae. The record is from RefSeq and is a predicted model, not a curated record. The transcript has 2 exons.
AUGGCUUCGGGGGACUUUCUGCAGAAGCAAACAGUCGACAGAAAUCGUCUGAACCAGCGCAAUUUCCGCGCUCGUCGCCAAGCCUAUGUCCAAGAGCUGGAGCAGCGUAUCCGGAAGCUGGAAAGUGAUGGAGUCCGCGCAACACAAGAGGUCCAAGCUGCCGCUCAGCGGGUGGAUAGGGAGAAUCGACUCCUCAGGCGGCUGCUCGAAACGCGGUUCGGGGUUGACUCGCAUCAAAUCAGGCAGUACCUUUCUGAAUUCAGCGACGCCGCGGAUAAUUGCAUGAAAAAGCCUCUUCGAAAAGGGUGUAAACCGGAGUUCUCGAGACCAUCAGAAGAAGCAGGAUUCACUCUUGCAUUGGCCACCAAUCCUCAAGAAUCGCUUGGGGUUGGAGUGACCCAAGAUUCCAGCUUUACAGAAGCAACCUCUCCGAACGAAGAGAGACAACAAGACCUUAAGAUCCUCCGCAAACCUCCAGAGUAUGAUGACAACAAGUCCCCUGCAGCUCCGUCGACGAGCAUAGACGCGCUACGGCCAGCAGAAGUUGAAUCCCAUAUUCGUCUAUUUAACCAUCGAUCCCCGCCGGCUCUAGAUACACUGGCCUCGAUUAGGGGCCAAACCCGCGAUGGCGAAUGUGAAGCUGGGCAUUGUCAUUCAUGUCGUGUUCACCCUACAAACAAGCGCCUUCGAGGUUCCUCUGCUCCAUCUGAGCAAAGACCUGGUACUUCCGGAGGAGAAACCUCGUGCGAGGAAGCCGCUAGGAUCAUUGCAAGUCUUCGUGGCCAGAAUACCAGUGAGGAUGUGUGGAAUGAACUCGGUUGUGGCACGAAUCAAACCUGCAAAGUUAAAAACUUAUCUGUUUUUGAGCUCCUGGACAAGGAAUGA